AUGAUGGCCCUUGAGCCGAUUCUGGCGCUUUUUACUGUCUAUCUAUCGUUCGUCUUUGGCUUGGUAUAUCUCUUCUUCGAAGCGUACCCAGUCUCCUUCUCAGAAGAGCGUGGCAUGAGCCCAGGAGUGGCCAGCCUGACAUUCAUCAGCAUUCUUCUCGGAGUGUUCUGCGGAUGUGCUCUGCUCGCCUUUACAACCACCACACGCCUUGCCCCGAACCCUCAGGAGGGACGAUUCCAGGAGACUCGCUUGUUGCUUAUGAUUGCUGGAGCCGCGACAUUACCUAUUGGAUUGUUUUGGUUCGCCUGGACUUCGUUCCCAAGCAUCAACCCGUGGCCUCAAAUUAUUGCCGGCGUUCCAAUCGGUUUCAGCGUCAUCGUCAUCACGCUUCAAGGUCUCAAUUAUAUUAUUGAUUGCUAUACAGUCAAUGCCAACUCUGCUCUGGCUGCAAUGACCUUUGUACGCUCUUGGUUCGGCGCUGCCUUCCCUCUGUUCGCCGGCAUCAUGUUCCGCAAGCUGGGUGUUCCUUGGGCGACCAGCACGCUGGCAUUCAUUGCAUGUGCUCUGCUUCCGGUGCCUGUCUUGUUUUACAAGUUCGGAGCGAAAAUCAGAAGCAUGAGCAAGUACGUACCGAAUUGA
This is a messenger RNA of Saxophila tyrrhenica, 639 nucleotides long. RefSeq lists its product as uncharacterized. Gene Ontology annotation, biological process: transmembrane transport. Gene Ontology annotation, molecular function: transmembrane transporter activity. The record is from RefSeq and is a predicted model, not a curated record. The transcript has 4 exons. Bases 1 to 639 code for a protein of 212 amino acids. Gene Ontology annotation, cellular component: plasma membrane. NCBI's taxonomy places the organism in Eukaryota, Fungi, Ascomycota, Dothideomycetes, Mycosphaerellales, Extremaceae.